Baudoinia panamericana UAMH 10762 is the source of this 3651-nucleotide messenger RNA. RefSeq lists its product as uncharacterized. The coding region runs from base 1 to 3651 and encodes 1216 amino acids. Lineage: Eukaryota; Fungi; Ascomycota; Dothideomycetes; Mycosphaerellales; Teratosphaeriaceae. The record is from RefSeq and is a predicted model, not a curated record. Gene Ontology annotation, biological process: protein polyubiquitination. The transcript has 2 exons. Gene Ontology annotation, molecular function: ubiquitin protein ligase activity.
AUGGCACCAUCAUGGUCCUCACGCCUGCUACCGGGCAGCAGCACGAAUACCAAGGACAAGCCGUCGCCACGUAUACCGCCGCCUACGACACAAGGUUACUUCGACCCGCCGCCCACGUUGCAUGGUGAAAGAGCACUCCCAUCUCCGCCACGCCCGCAGACUGCUGGAGGCUCACAGCAUGUGCACAACCGGUCUGUGAGCCAUCCGUUGCCGAAGCUGUUUUCACGGAAGAAAAGUGCGAAGGAUCUGCGUGCUUUCAACGAUACUGAUGUUCCAAUCAAUUCCGAUGACCUGGUCCCGGUGCUGGAUGCGGCGGCUAGUCCUACACCCACACGAGUGAUCAGUGGCAAACUGUUGAAGCCAGAAGACGAGAACAAAACGCCGCGGACAUGCAUGUGUUGCGACAGUAAGCUGAGCGUCCCGAAGGAGCUGGAGAAAUUUCGGUGCCAGGUCUGCUUAACUAUCAACGAUCUGAAGCCGGUGGCCGAACAGCGAGAUGCGAAGAAGGCGGGACAGCAGCAGGGUGCGUUCCCACAUGGUAUCAAGGGUCCGCUGUCUGUGGAGCGGACGAAGGCGAUCAUUGAUCGAUGUGUGAUCACGUAUUUGGAAGCGAAGUGCAGACGGCAGGAGCAGCCUGCGCCACCACCACCGCCAAAGGCUGAUGCUGCGAUCGAGUCGCGGAUCGAGAGGGCGACGUCAGAGCCCACUGAUACGCCAUCUCCCAAUCGGGCGCAGCCGACCGUACAUGGCCCGGGGCCACCACAAGCGCCGGCGUCGAGGAAGCCUUUACCCAGCAGACCGAACCGCAAGCCGCCACCACCACCAAUGACCCUUGCGAACCGCACGCCCUCCCAGAGCCUGCACCCCAAUGGCGCACUGACACCGAACGGGAUGCCAUCACCGAGACCACCACACAGUCCACGGCCUACUCCGGCAGAGCUUAGGGAGCGCCAGCAGUACGAGCGUAUUAAGGCCAUCUUCCGGCCACUCGAGGACUACAUGGUAGCUGCGUUUGGCGACUAUGAGACGCUGAACACAGCCUUCAGUACCACGCGACCGAUCAUGCAAGGCCGUACCAGAAGCGAAAGUAGUAUUACCAAGACAACUCCACAAGAGCCUGUUAUGCAGCCUCCGAAGAGCCCAGUUGACGGCUUUUCGGAGUUCGACGCUAAGACCUUAUUGCUUGGCGAUCUUGGCGAGAACAGCUCGUGGUGGGUUGGCAAACUCGAUCGUAUGCGCUCCGACAAGGUCUCCAAACGGAAGCAACUUGGUGAAGGCUCCAAGAAAGCUGUCUCCUCCCGCUCACCGAACAUGAACUGGGCUGAGAUGACCAAGUGGUACGAUCUUGUGCACUCAGCCGGUGAGGAUUGGCGUACGAAGACCGACACCAUCAAGCCUGAGCAACCUGCCUUCUCCAAGGCGAGCCUCGGGGACUCUGCUGAGGCGCAGGAACUUGACGAGGACUUUGAGGAGGCACGGCAGCACGCUAUCAGAACGCUCUUCAAAGUUACCGAGAACGUGCUCAAGCGACCAACGCAGCCUUUGAAGGAGCCAGAGCAUCUGCGCUUUUUGCUUAUAGUCCUUGCUAAUCCCUCACUAUACCCUUCGAGUCGGAAGCCCCUGCGCGCUGUCUCCACUGCGUCCGCAAUGCAGCCCAUGCGUGCAUAUUCUGGCAGGCAUGACGGUGACGGCCUGGCCAGUCCGAAACAGCUUUCGCCGAGAAAGACACCAGGCCGUGAAGGAGGAAGCCAACAUACCGGUAUCCUCAAGCGUGUGCUCGGCUUGUUGGCCAACUCAUCAGAUACAUGUCAUCGAUACCUCAUCGGCUGGUUUGCACGCUACGAUCAAGAUCGCUUCGAAAGUUUGGUUGCUCUCAUAGCGAGCUUUGUCACGCACCGCAUCUCGCGCAGGUCAGGCCGACCACGCAGUAGGAGCGGUCUUGAUGCAGGUGGUCUGAUCCCAGACCUGUCGGGAUCCGCUGCCAAUACGUCGGCUCAGCUUCACUCCGCGAUGGGCUUGAGUGGCUCGAUGAAGAAGCGUACGAACGAACCCGAUGGCGAGACAGAUUGGGCAAAUGACUGGCAGGUCAAGGCUGCUGCUAAGGUGAUGUCUCUGUUGUUUGCGGCGAACAACAUUUGGCAAGGCAAGCGAAGCGACGAUGAUGCGCCUAGAGUUGACUCUGGUGUUGCGCUGGACUCGAGUACGCCUCAAGCGAAGGCUGCAAGAAGUGGGCAGUUGAUGCACACAUCGCAAUUCUACAAUCUGAUGCUGGAUUACCAUGAUCUACUCGCAGAUUUCAAGGUCUGGGAAACGCGUCGAGACAAGUUCGCCUUCUGCCAGUACCCGCUUUUCCUUUCAAUGGGCGCCAAAAUCAAGAUUCUGGAGUACGAUGCAAGACGGCAAAUGGAGAUCAAAGCUCGGGAGGCGUACUUCGACUCCGUCAUCCGGCAGCGAGCGCUCGAUGGAUACUUUAACCUUCGCAUCAGGCGAGACUGCAUGGUCGAUGACAGCCUGCGGCAGAUUAGCGAGGCUGUCGGUGCCGGCCACGAAGAACUAAAGAAGGGGCUGCGAGUUCACUUCGAAGGUGAAGAGGGCGUUGAUGCGGGUGGGCCGCGAAAGGAGUGGUUCCUUAUGCUUGUCCGAGACAUCUUCGACCCUAACCACGGCAUGUUCGUGUACGACGACGAGUCGCACACUUGCUACUUCAACCCAAACUCUUUUGAGACUUCAGAUCAGUAUUACCUCGUCGGUGCGUUGCUUGGACUGGCUAUAUACAACAGUACGAUUCUGGACGUGGCUCUACCACCUUUCGCUUUCCGUAAACUGCUCUCUGCGGCGCCGUCCUCGGCCACGACGGGUACUGUGGCAUCCAUCACCGGCACCAAAGGGCAGAUGACCUACACCGUAUCUGAUCUUGCUGAAUUCCGCCCUUCACUUGCCGCAGGCUUGCAGCAACUGCUCGACUUUGAUGGCGACGUCGAAGCCACAUACUGCCGUGAUUUCGUGGCGCCUGUGGAACGGUAUGGUACUCUCGUCAACAUUCCUCUGAUACCGAACGGCGAAGGCACGCCUGUCACCAACGCCAACCGGCAAGAGUUUGUGGAUGCCUACAUACGUUAUCUACUCGACACUUCGGUGGCACGGCAGUUCGAGCCUUUCAAGCGGGGCUUCUUCACCGUUUGCGCCGGCAAUGCGCUGUCUUUGUUCCGCGCGGAGGAAAUCGAGCUCUUAGUGCGAGGCAGCGAUGAGCAACUGGACAUCGAUGCGCUGCGUGCGGUGGCGGUCUACGAGAACUGGAAAGACCCUCACCAUCCCAACCAUACUCCCAUGGCACACCCAGAAGACCAUGAGCAAGUGAUUAGGUACUUCUGGAAUGCCUUUGCCGACGCGCCGCCGACGAAGCAGCGGAAGUUACUCACGUUUAUCACCGGCACGGAUCGCAUUCCGGCUGUAGGCGCGACAAGCCUGGUCCUGAGAAUCGUGGCGGGUGGUGAUGGCUGGGGUGGUGGCGGCAAGGCGGAGCAACAGAGGUUCCCCAUUGCCAGAACAUGCUUCAACAUGCUGGUGCUUUGGCAUUACAAGGAUCGCGCGGUGCUGGAGCAGAAGCUUUGGAGAGCUGUCGAAGAGAGCGAGGGCUUUGGCUUGAAAUAG